Molecule: messenger RNA, 2538 nt
Organism: Plasmodium yoelii
Lineage: Eukaryota; Apicomplexa; Aconoidasida; Haemosporida; Plasmodiidae
Product: conserved Plasmodium protein, unknown function
Exons: 1
Coding region: 1-2538 (845 amino acids)
Source: RefSeq, a predicted model, not a curated record
AUGACAUAUUUACGAAAUAUCUUACGAUACAAAAAUGUUUUGAAGAAUUAUGAGAAUACUUGGAUUGGACAAAAUUAUAACAAGACUAAUUUCAAAUUUAAACAAUUAUAUUUUAAAAUAGAUAAAAAAAUUAUACAUAAUGAUAAAAAAAUUAACGAUAUUAAUAAUGAAAUUGAAAAAAAUAUAAAAAAGAAAAAAGAAAAUACAACCUCUUACACAUAUGCAUAUUUAAAAAGAAUGAUUUUUGUAACAUUCUUAUUUUAUGGUACAUAUGAAAGUAUAAAUUUAGUUAAAAAUAUAAAAAACUAUAUAGAAGAAGAUCAAAAAUUAAAUAGUAUUAUACAUGUAAAAAUAAACUUAGCAAAAAUAAGAUUUGAAAGAUUUACAUGCCAAUUAAAUGAUAAUGUGUUUAAAUAUAUAAAACAAAAUGUAAAUUUAAAUAUUAUUUUAAACUAUAUUAGUGAAUUCAUUUCUUAUUUAUUAAAUUAUACUUAUUUGUUUAUUCAGGUUGCUAUAAAAAGUUUCACAAAUUUCACAAAUUUCGCAAACUUCGCAAACUUCGCAAACUUCGCAAAUUCGACACUAUGGAUAAAUAAGUUGCUAGGAAUAAACGAAGCUAAAAUCGAUACAGUAAAAAAAGAGAAAAAUGAAAAAGAAUGCAUCAAGAAUGAACAAGAUGGAAAUAUAAAUUGUGAUGAAAAAAAUGAAGAUUUACAUAAAGACAAUAUAUAUAACGAUAUAGAAGAUAUAAUCCAUGCUUUUAAAAAAUUAAAAAAUUUCGAAAAUUAUGAAAAUAAUAAUAACCUUAAAAUAGACGAAUCUGAUCAAAUUAACUUAAGAGAUGUUGAAUGUUUACAAGACAAAAAUAAUUUUUAUUUUAACACCAAAAUAAAACAAGAUGAAAAAGAAUAUUCUAUUAAAAAUUUGUAUGAAAAAACUAAACAUCUGGACAAUUAUGAAGAUAACACAGAAGAACCCAAAACAACAUCAUCUAUAAUGGAAACAAAUUUGUCAACACAAACAGACAACAUAGAGAAAAACAUGAUAAAACUUAAAGAAUGUAUGAAAUUAAAUGAAAUUGAAAAUAUUAAAAAAGAAGAAUAUAUGGAAGAAAAACAAAAUGAUAUUGUAAAUGAAGAAUCCAAUAUUAAGGAUAGCAAAGACAAUCUUCAUGUAAUUAUUAAAAGUGAUGAAAAUAUUGUAUCCAAGGAAGAUGUACAAUUAGGUAAAAAUAUGAACAAUGAAAAUAAGAGACAUAAAGAAGACGAAAAACAAAUAUAUAUAGACAAAAUCGAAAAAAUAAAUAUUUUGCCAAAGAACACAUCAGAUAAAUCUAUAGUAAUUCCUGAGAAAAAAACAAAAACUAUUGAACUUGAAAAAGAAAAUAAAACUUAUAAUGUUGACGAAAUGGAUAACACAAUUAAUAAUAAAAAAGGAGAUAUAAUAAAUAAUGAUAAAUAUAUAAAAAAAAUAUUAGAAAAAGAGUUAACAAAUUUUAAAGCAGAUAUAAAUAGCUUAAGCAAAACAGAUUUACAAAAUAAAAUAGUUGACAUGUAUGUAAAUGAACUAGUUACAGAAAGAUAUAAAGAUAUAUUAUUGGAAGAAGAAAAGGAAAUAUUAAAAAAAAUAUUAACAGUUAAAUAUAAUGAUAUUUUUUUAAAAAAAAAAAAAAAAGUAGAAAAAGUCUUAAAAAAAUCAAUGUUAAAAAUAUUAAAAGAAGAAGAAAAAAUAUUAAGAGAAAAUUAUGAAAAAAAAAAAGAAAGCUUUGAAAAUAAUAUAAUUGAUCAAACUAAAAAAGAAAUAGAUAUAGAGAAAAAUAAAAUGAAAAAUGAAUUAAAAGAAAUUGAAGAAAAUUAUUUAAAAAAAAUAAAUACCUAUGCAUAUCAUAUAAAUAUAAUAAAGGAAAAUAUAGAAAAUGAUCAAAUUAGACAAAAAAAAUUACAGUAUAUAAAUGAUAUACAACAUCAAUUGGUUUAUUUACAAAAUUGUAUAAUUCAUGAUUUAUCAAUAGAAUCAAUUUUAAAAGAUUUAAAAAAAAAUUUAAAAAAAGACACAUUUUUAGAAAAAACCCUUAAAGAAUUACCAGAUAAUUUUUUUACAUGUACAUAUAAAAUAACUAAUAAUAAUCAAGAACAAAUUAAAAAUAAAUUUUAUUAUUUAUAUAAAUUGAGUGUAAAGGAAGCUUUUUAUCAACAUUCAAAUAAUUAUUUAUAUAAAAUAUUAAGUAAUUUAUUUUCUUAUUUUUAUAUUAAUUAUGAUACAACCUCUAAUAUAAUAUUGAAUCGAACUCUAAAAAAUAAUUCGAUUUUAAAAGAAAAUUUACUAAAUUUAUCUUAUGCAUUCAAUAAUAUAAAACAAAAUAAAUUUAUAGAUUCUUUGCAAUAUAUAGAAGGGUUGACUGGUGGGUGUAAACAAAUAUUUGAAUCAUUUAAUGAAGAUAUAAAAAAUGUUAUUUUGUUUAAAUUUUAUCUCAGAAUGGCUGUAUCGAGAUUAACAUUAUUGAGCAAACUUAUGAGAACAUAUUCUGAGGAAAACUAA